UGAAUAUUUAUUUAAAAUAUCGUAUGUUCUUAACCUCUUGAGAGCCACUGAAGUGGGCGCAUGUUGAUUUCUCUGAGAGCAUUCGUGCCUGCUGUAUUGUUAUGGGUUUGUCCUUGCUGUUGUUAAAAACAUUCAUAGUUUUGUCUUUCUCAUUCUUUCCCGCUAGAAACUUUAAUGGAGGAGGGAGCUAAGGAUUUGUUUACCAGUCGUGUUUAAUUCAUCUUAAUGGUUUUAUUUGAGCAUUGGGGAAGCGCAUAGAAUGUUUGUGAAUCAGAAGGAGGAGAUGCUGAGGACUUUCAGACAUUGUAAUGUGUUAAAGAAAGGAUGCGCUGUAGUUCACACACACACAUACACCGCUGUUAGAUCAGCACGCCUACAGUAUACUCUCGUGACUGAGUUUGCGGUAGACUUCACCCGCUGAGAGGAUGCGUGUUCAGGGAUGAGAAAAGCGUUUUCGCACGUCUCGGUUUCGAAUAAAAGGUGUGGUUUUCUUCGGAGGUGUGUAUCAUCUUGCUCAUGCUAUAAUACUGUCAUGGCCGCCUUUAAGGGUGUGUGGACUCAGGAAUUCUGGCGAGCCGUUUCGGGGGAGUUCCUCGCCAUGUUAAUAUUUGUGCUGCUCAGUCUGGGAUCCACCAUCAACUGGUCGGCAAAAGAAGAGAAGCCUUCGCCUCCUGAUCUUGUCCUCAUUUCUCUGUGCUUUGGCUUGUCCAUCGCAACCCUCGUCCAGUGUUUUGGCCACAUCAGUGGUGCCCAUAUCAACCCGGCUGUCACGGCAGCAAUGGUCGCCACACGGAAGCUGAGUCUGGCAAAGGCUGUGUUUUAUCUUUUGGCACAGUGCCUGGGGGCACUGGUGGGGGCAGCGAUCCUGUAUGGGGUGACCCCGGCAUCAGUGAGAGGAGGACUGGGAGUUACAUAUGUCAAUCCUGAAAUCUCCACUGGCCAUGCAAUUGUGAUUGAACUCAUAAUCACCUUUGAGCUAGUCUUCACCGUCUUUGCCACGUGUGACACCAAACGCAAUGAUCUCAAAGGUUCGGCGGCAUUGGCGAUCGGCCUGUCAGUGUGCAUUGGUCAUCUGUUCGCUAUCCCGUACACCGGAGCCAGUAUGAAUCCGGCUCGCUCUUUUGGGCCUGCGAUCAUCAUGGGAAAAUGGAACGAUCACUGGGUCUACUGGGUGGGCCCUCUAAUAGGGGGCGUACUAGCUGCCACUGUGUAUGAAUAUUUAUUUUGUCCUGACACUGACCUGAAGCGCCGCUAUGUUGACGUCCUCUCCAAGAGCCCCUUCCAAAUCGACCCGUAUCGGGUGGUGGACACUGAUGCUUUCCCCAACGAUCAAGCGCAGCUUAUGGUCAAGCAGGCCAAGAUCAGAGUGUUGGACAUGGAGAGGGAGAAGAAGGAGAGAGAAUCAACAGGAGAGGUGUUGUCAUCUGUAUGACUAGUAAGACGCACUGAGAAGGAGCCACAAAACUAUGGAGAGCUCAAGGAGACAGAUUUGAUCUAGUCACAGUGUGUGUUUGUAGAUUUUUCAAAUCUGAUACAAAAAUACACCUGACUAGGAAUGAGCUAAAAUGACCUUAUAGUCAGAUUUCACACAUAUUUUGUAAUGACUUGAUUGCCAGCCACAGGUUACAGCCAUAUUGUCAAUAGAAUCCGCUAUGAUGUUUUUCCCAAUUCUUCUGCAUUUCUUCAGCAAAUGCAUCUUAUAAUUCAGGAUUCUGACAUGGGUAACAGUUUUGUUUGGUCUACAUGUUAUUACCUGCAAUAUCAGGGCUCAUGAUUAGAUCAUCACCAUUGUAAAACACAGGCCUAUCAUUUUUCUUCUCAGUGCACUCUAUAUGAAUUAACCCCUUCACUCCCUUACCUCCCUUAUAUUGUACAUAGUACUUUUAGUUAUGAAGGUUAAUGUUUAGAAUGUUACUUUAGUAAUAUGUAGUAUUGCAACGUUUAUAUUUUUUAUUUUAUAUUUGAUGCUUCCAGAUUUUUGCAUAUCUUACUUUAUGUAUGAUGGACAUGUGCACAAAACAAAUUCUUGAAGAACACAACUAGUGUUAGAAGAACAACCAGAAGAACACACUAGUUUACUAGUGCAAUGUCUUAAAAAAAUAUAUUUUUUAUUAAUAGGUAAUUUUUUUUCAGUUUACAGUCAUGCUUCACAAAGUCAGUUUUUACAUGUUAACUUCGUGUUAGCCAAUUCUGUUGAUUACCUAAACGUGUUAUUAAAAAUAAUUGUCGCAUAGCCUAUAACUAAUAAUCGAAAUCAAGAAAUAUUUAUGUACAUUGCAUUGUGCCUACCUGUAUUUUUUUCUCAGAGCAUUUCUUCAUUCUUAUUAACAUUCUUAUUAAUAACA
Molecule: messenger RNA, 2345 nt
Organism: Triplophysa rosa
Lineage: Eukaryota; Metazoa; Chordata; Actinopteri; Cypriniformes; Nemacheilidae
Gene: aqp4
Product: aquaporin 4
Exons: 5
Coding region: 440-1432 (330 amino acids)
Biological process (GO): transmembrane transport
Cellular component (GO): basolateral plasma membrane; plasma membrane
Molecular function (GO): water channel activity
Source: RefSeq, a predicted model, not a curated record